Dendroctonus ponderosae (mountain pine beetle) is the source of this 3674-nucleotide messenger RNA. RefSeq lists its product as uncharacterized. Gene Ontology annotation, molecular function: sodium channel regulator activity. NCBI's taxonomy places the organism in Eukaryota, Metazoa, Arthropoda, Insecta, Coleoptera, Curculionidae. Gene Ontology annotation, biological process: regulation of sodium ion transport. The record is from RefSeq and is a predicted model, not a curated record.
CAAUUUUCCGAAAGUGCGCGAGGGUAUUAUCGAUUGGAUUUUCCGCAGUGGGGUAUCGAUUUGAAAGUGCACGAAGGGCUGACAUGAGCCUGCAGAGCUGAGUUGCCGGCAUUCGAGCAUUUGCUGGAAUGUUUAUAAUUUUUCGCCUAAUCUCCGGUUUCUUGCUACCCCCUAGUCCUGUUCAGAACCUUCGUAUGUGCACCCGCAUGUCGCAAUACUCCAGAGGUAUUUAAGUUGCAAUGCACCCUUCGGGAGACUGAUGGAGAACCUCAUUAGUCAACCUGCAACAUGUAUAAGUGAUCGAAAAUAAGCCCCACUGAGUAAAGGGGGGUGCUUUCAAGAAAACCCCACGGAACGGAAACCCAAUCUAAUUCUCCUUAUUUGGCAACACAGUUACUUGAAAGGUGGCGCGUCGCUGGCUAGCGACGACUUAGCUACACACCUCGUGAAAGUCCGCAAACUUGUCGUUCAACCCUCACAGAAUGGGCUGCUGAAUGAACGCGAUUUUUGAUUCACCGCGAUGCCGAAGAAGAAGCCCACGCCAAUCGAAGAUCUAGUGAUCCCCCCACAGGAUACGAGAAUAUGCGGAACGAUUUGUCUCUGCCAAAUGACACUAGUGCUAAGCAGUGUAGCGAUAGUGUAUCUAACAGUGGCGAUUUAUGUGCCCUCAACCAGAGCUCUGCAAUCGGGCAUAUCGGAGCACCCUGUGAUGUGUACCACUGUUCGAGCCUUGACUGUAGAAACUUGCGAUUGGGGGUCUUGUGGCGAGUGGUGUCUUAGCAAAACUUCUGGUUCCUGCAUCCAAAUUUACGUGAAUCUCAGGCGGAACGGGUCCAACCUUCUUUUAGCCAAUUGUACCAACAUUGCUCAGAAAUUCUGCUAUGGCAAAGACCAGGAAGUUGCCAAGAAAAACCGGUGCAUCGCGGAUGAAUGCAAAAAUCUUACGGGCACAUUCAACUGUACCACGGGAACUUGCAUUGACAUCACCGACUCUUUCGAGUGUGUUUAUAAAGACACUGACCCUCCAUUGAAGUGUUCUGGACGACGUGGUAAGAUUACCUGCAUAGACUUGCACGGGCUGUAUAACUGCAAUCGGGGCACAUGUGAAAGAAUUAGGUCGCCAUACAAUUGCGACAGACAGUGUGGCGACAUCCCGACCCGGAACAAAAACGUGAUUAUGAUGAGCGGGGAUGAGGUCUAUUUGUCGCAAUGUCAGCGUUGUAUAGAUCUGGAUUCGGGAAAGGAAGUCUGGAAUGAAUCUGAGGAGAAUAUCGUGAUGGCCUCGUGUCUCAGCGUGGCGAACACCACCAGAGGUUUGGAAGCAACCGAUUGCAUCAACGGAAGCUUGCUUGCGACUAAUGUUUUAGCCGACAUGGCCAAUUUUACUUAUCUCAGCUACCUCAGUGUCUUCAAUACAGUUGUCCUAGAUAAGGACCGCAAGGUCGCUCCUCCAGAACCCGAUCUGCUGAUAGCUAAUGACAGCAAACUCCUUAUUAAUCUUGAAGGUUGCGUCAAUACCUUAAGAGACGAGUGCAAGGACUUUCUGAAGAUCUACGGAAAAGAUGGAACCGACCACAACGCCAGAGCUAGAUUUCCAUGUUACUACUCCACAGAUAAUACGGAGAUCGUGGUUGCUAGAUUCGACUUGGAAACCACCACAAAGCAAUUUAUAAUCGCUUCUCUUUUGCCCACCACCCUGUUCAUAGUUUCUUGUCUCACACUGAUAUUUUGUCAACGAACAGUAGUAGUGGGCGAUGACGCAAAAAUGCGCUUUCAGGGAUGUGUGAAAUCUGAACCAGAAACUACCAUUGAAAAGGCGGCAUCCAGUAAUAAUAUCAAUGAUAGAAGCGGCGGAAAUUCUAUUAUGGCGCUUUGAGAUCAGCAACGCGUUCCCCUCUUGCUGGAUCGAGAUUGAUGCAGUCGAUAGUUAGACGAAAUAAUUGCCUCCAUCUGCUAGGGGAAGGCGUCAGUAUCAAAAUCCUGUUCACGAUCCUUUGCUUCACUUAACUUGAACAUAGCGAAGCAUGUCCAAAUCAGCCCUCACGCUGAUAAACAUUGCGGAAACCGCAAAAUUCUACACGUCGUUAUGCCUGGGAACCACCGCAUUUGUAUCAGUGUUCGCAUUUCUCUUCCUUAUACCAUUUGUGGUGGACCCAGCCAUCAACAGCCUUUUGGCAAAUUAUGACCCACGACCAGUCACUUGCGUAGCAACGACUCACGUGUACGCUGAAGGUAUUUCUAAUUGUUCUUGGUCAUCUUGUAGAGAAGGUUGUACGAGGGAAGCUACCAGAUGUCACCAGAUUUAUGUCAAUUACAGCAAAGUACCUUUCAGCCAGUACAAAAAUCAGAAAUUGCAUUGGGACGUCUCGGACACCCGAUUUUUAAUUAACACUGAAGGCUGUGGGUAUCCGCCCUCAGUAAAUUGCUCCCAAUUCGCCAAGCAGUACGGCUAUGGGACUGCAGGCACUGCUUUUCCUUGCUACUAUAGUAGAGUCUAUUCGGAGAUGGUGGUAUCGCGAUACUCCUGGGACGACACUUUGCGGCAUCUCGUACUUUCUUUAGCGAUUCCCAACUUACUUUUUGUAGCGUCUGUAGGAGUGUUGAGCUACUGGUACUGUCCGGGCUGUGGUCGAUCUUGCCAGAAAUACAUGUAUCAUUUUCCUGAAGAAUAGACCUAAAGCCCCUACAAUAUUACGUAAUAUAAUAAUGAGGAUAAAAAAUAAAACUGUGCUUCCUUCAAGACUAUUUGCUUGGUCUCCAUUCUAAUCACCUCUAGCUUUUCAUCAAGAUAUAAGGCACACACGACGGAGCACAGUUUUUAUUUAUUUCUAUAAAAUAAAUCCCAAAACCACCCCCAAGUUGAAAAUUGCUGUAAUAGUGUUCAAGCAAUAAUACUGUUUAUAAGUUAAGCACAACUGUUAGCGUGGUACUUAAAGCUGCUACAAUUCUGCAAAGAUUUAUUCUACUAGAAAAUCUAGCAGUGUUGCAAGCAGAAGUAGUGAUUUUUUGUCCAAACCCAUAAUAAUCAAUUUGUUUUGAUAUAGACUACUACUUGAAAUGUAUCUUUGGUAGUAAUGCUUGGAAAGGUUUAUCCACGGAUCAGUACAACAGUUGUAGAUUUCCUACAUGCAGAUACGUAAAAUCAAAUAAAUAUCACUUAACAUAGCAAUAUUUAAGUACAUAUAAAUUUUCUAUUUUUAGGUAUAAAGUACAACAUGUGCAGUAAUUGGCGGUGAAUGGAGUAUUGGGUUUAUUGGACCAGCAUUUUGCGUUGUUUUUCUAUUAUGCUCAAAAUCAAACCAUCUAGCGAUACUCCAUUCAGCAUCAAAUGCUCCACCUAAUUUCAGUUAUUUGCAUUGAAAUGCAUCAUAUGUGAAUUUCAGGGAAGUUAAAUUGUUAUUGGCAAAUACCAGGCUUAUCUAGUCGUUGUAUGUAGUUUAACAACAUUUUCAAUUGGACUAAAGCUCUCAAGAUUAAUCACAAUGUCGCUUAAACUUUGAAUGCGCUUUCGUUGAAAUCAAAGGAUUUGCGACUUUCUAAGCGGUCUUAGAUUGAAAAGUACCUCUUGAAAUCUAGAUAUUUGAUAAGAAGCGCGUAUUAUAAAAAUAUUUGUAAAUAGGAUAUAUUGUUAAAAGUUUUAAAGUUCGCCCAAAUAAAGCCUUUUUUCUCUAGUA